Molecule: messenger RNA, 3386 nt
Organism: Suricata suricatta (meerkat)
Lineage: Eukaryota; Metazoa; Chordata; Mammalia; Carnivora; Herpestidae
Gene: C17H17orf113
Product: chromosome 17 C17orf113 homolog
Exons: 3
Coding region: 316-2343 (675 amino acids)
Source: RefSeq, a predicted model, not a curated record
CCUCGCCGGCUGCUGGCGCCUCUUCGCCCCGGUAACCGCUAGUGGCUGCUGUCGCUCAGUGGAGCCCAAGGAGACCGUGGCCAGAGCGUCCACCGCGCAAGAUGGUGGCUCCCGAGUCUCCUCUCCUACCGGCAGAGAGGGAAUGAACGUUCCCGGCUAAGUUAGAUGGAUGGUCCCCAUUAGCCUGGCGCACUGCCGCCCUCCUGCCUCCCCACCAAUUUCCAUUGUCAAGGGAGGUGCCGCUGUGUGUGGGGGGAGUCUGUGGGACCAGUGCAUUUGGGUGGGGGUCGGGGGUGCCCUGCCCCUCGAGCAGGAAUGGUACCCCCGGGGAAGAAACCAGCCGGAGAGGCCUCCAACUCCAACAAGAAGUGCAGACGUUACUUCAACGAACAUUGGAAAGAGGAGUUCCCCUGGCUGGACUUCGACUACGAGCGGAAGCUGAUGUUUUGUCUCGAGUGUCGCCAGGCCCUGGUGCGGAACAAGCACGGCAAAGCCGAGAACGCCUUCACUGUGGGCACCGACAACUUCCAGUGCCAUGCCCUGCUGCGCCACGUGACCUCGGGGGCCCACCGCCAGGCUCUGGCUGUCAACCGGGGCCAGCCCACUUUCGAGGGCCACGCUGAGGGAGGAGGGGCCUACCCAGACCUCGCGACCACACCCACCUCGGCGAGCGUCAAGGUGGAGGUGGACCCGGCCAAAGUGGCGGUGCUGACCACGGUGUACUGCAUGGCCAAGGAGGACGUGCCCGACGACCGCUGCUCUGCCCUGCUUGAGCUGCAGAGGUUCAACCUGUGCCAGGCGCUGCUGGGCACGGAGCAUGGCGACUACUACAGCCCCAGGAGGGUGAGGGACAUGCAGGUGGCCAUUGCCAGUGUCUUGCACACGGAGGCCUGCCAGCGCCUGAAGGCAUCCCCGUAUGUGGGGCUGGUGUUGGACGAGACCAGGGACUGGCCCGAGUCCCACAGUCUGGCCUUGUUUGCCACUUCGGUGUCCCCCUGUGAUGGCCAGCCUGCUACCACCUUCCUGGGCAGUGUGGACCUACAGGAGGGUGAGGCCACCGCUGGCCGACUCCUAGACAUCCUGCAGGCCUUCGGUGUAUCUGCACCCAAGCUGGCCUGGCUUAGCUCUAGCCUCUCCAGCAACCGCCUUGGGCGUGUGGGCCCACAACUCCGGGCUGUCUGCCCACUGCUCACCGAACUACACUGCCUCCCUGGCCGGACAGAUCCCGAGCCCCCUGCAUACCUAAGUGAAUAUGAAAGUGUGCUGGAUGCCCUCUUCCGCCUCCAUGGUGGCCCCAGUUGCCACAUGGUCCCUGAGCUGCGGGCAGCACUGGACCUUGCAGCUAUUGACUUGGCAGGACCUCGCCCAGUGCCCUGGGCCUCCUUGCUGCCUAUUGUGGAAGCAGUGGCUGAGGCUUGGCCUUGCCUGGUACCCACACUGGAGGCCUCUGCCCCAGCCUCCCCUACAGCGAGGGCACUGGCCCUCGCCCUGCGCCAGUUUACCUUCGUGGCCUUCACGCACCUGCUGCUGGACACACUGCCAUCCAUGCAGAAGCUCACCCUUGUCCUGCAGCCAGAGGAGCCGGACUUGGCCUUGUUGCAACCCCUGGUGAUGGCAGCCGCAACCUCCCUCCAAGCCCUGCGCAGCUCGGGUGGGGCGCGCCUCCAGGGCUUCCUGCAGGAGCUGGCGUCCUCCAGCUCCGACUUGGGCGGUGGCCGCUGUACCUACCGCGGCGUGGAGCUGGUGGGCUACUCGGAGGCUGCGGUGCGGGGCUUGCAGCGGCUGCGGGGGGCCUUCCUAGACUCCUUGCGGCGGGGGCUGCGGGACUCCUACCCCGGGCCCUCGCUGGACGCCGUGGCCGCCUUUGCGGCGAUCUUCGACCCGCGCCGCUACCCGCAGGCACCCGAAGAGCUGGGCGCACACGGCGAGGGGGCACUGCGGGUGCUGCUGCGCGCCUUCGCCCCUGCCGUGGUGCGCCAGAGGGCGCUGGGCGACUUCGCGCUCUUCAAGCGCGUCGUGAGCAGCCUCCGGCGGCUCGGCCCACGGGCCCUGUGCGCCAAGCUGGCGUGCUCGCGCUCCGAGCUGCACGAGCUCUUCCCGGACUUCGCCGCCCUUGCAGCUCUGGCCUUGGCGCUGCCCGCGGGCGCCAGCCUCCUGGAUAAGGUGGGCCGCAGCCGGGAGCUGCGGUGGUGGGGGCAGAGCGGGGCAGGGGAAAGCCGGGGCGGCCCAGCGGUGAAGAUCGCCGUGGAUGGGCCCCCGCUGCACGAGUUUGACUUUGCACUGGCCGUGGAGUUCUUGGAGACUGGGUGGGCGGAGGGGCUCCUGGGGUCGCAGCUCACGUGAGGGUGGCCUCCUUCCCUCUGCCCAGACAGCCUGGGGCUGCGAGCACCCUAGGGGCCCCAAGGCAGAUGUGACGGUGCUGCACCCUAGGGGACCUCUUCAUUGUGGCCUCCAGCCACCUGCUCCGUGCUUCUUCCGCUCCACGCUGAGUACUAACCCAGCCCCGUGGGCUGUGUCCAGGGGUUCCUAGGCCAGCCCACAGAGAUGCUAGGUUUGGGGACACCCUCCAUAUCGCCCCUGCCCUUGCCAGAGUUUGGCGAGGGAGUAGCUCACCGUUUCCCCUCUGGACCCAGCCCAGGUUUGCGCCAUAGAAAAGCUGAGGAGUCUUGGUUGAAGGGAGAAAGGAAUCGAGUGAUUGAGGGAAAGGAGAACAGAUCUUUGGCUGUUAGCUCCCCGCCUGGCAGCGUCACUUCUCUUCAGAUAUGACCAGAGAGAGCAGAUGAUUUUGUUGUUUUUGACGCAGCCCAGCAACCUCUCUGUGCACAAGUUACCAGUUCAAGGGAGGUAGGAGUGGUGCCCUCUCUCCCCUGCCCACUGAUAGACUGCCUGACGGCCUUCUGUAUAUGGCUGUGUAUAUAGACAUACACAUCUAUAAAUGUAAAAUAAAUGUAUCCUAUCUUGCAUAUUGCUAGCCCACAAAAAAUCAAAAAGGACUUCUUAUGGUUUUGCAAUGACAGAGUCCAGAAAAGUUUCAACGAACUGGAUUUAUUUCUAAUUUUUUUCUUCCUCAAAGUCUAGUUGCUUCCCAAAGUUCCGAACCUUCCCCCGCCCUUGCCUCUGACCUUUAAGACCAAAGACUGUAAAACCACAGGGCAGGACCGGCCAACUCUGAGGACCAGCCUCAGGCCACACCCAGGGGCUAGAGGGCUUUUGGCCUCCUGGGAGAAGGAGUUGGCGCCUCGCCAAAGCUGGGGUGGGGAAGGGAAGGGGACACAUCCCUUCAGACUCCAAUGGGUUUCCCAGCCCUUCCGUCAGCCUUGCUGUGAAUGUGUGGGGAUUAGUGAGGGGUUUGGGUUUAACUUGCAAUAAACUGGAAACCCGGUGCA